Messenger RNA from Sardina pilchardus (European sardine), 891 nucleotides. Its product is annotated as elastase-1-like. Bases 8 to 814 code for a protein of 268 amino acids. The record is from RefSeq and is a predicted model, not a curated record. Gene Ontology annotation, molecular function: serine-type endopeptidase activity. Gene Ontology annotation, biological process: proteolysis. NCBI's taxonomy places the organism in Eukaryota, Metazoa, Chordata, Actinopteri, Clupeiformes, Clupeidae. The transcript is spliced from 8 exons.
CACGGACAUGCUGAGAUUCAUCCUGUUGACCGUCCUCGCCAGCCUGGCGCUGGCUGAGAUGCCUGAGCCCAGAUACAUGGAGGAAGUUGCUCAGGGAAGAGUGGUGGGCGGUUCGGUGGCCAGCCCCAACUCUUGGCCCUGGCAGAUCUCCCUCCAGUACAAGUCUGGAAGCAAUUUCUACCACACCUGCGGAGGCUCUCUGGUCAAGAGGGGUUGGGUGAUGACCGCUGCCCACUGUGUGGAUAGCUCCAGGACCUGGCAGGUUGUCCUCGGAGAGCACACCCUGUACAACAACCGUGGCAAUGAGCAGAUCAUUGGUGUGAGCCAGGUCUACAUCCACCCCGGCUGGAACUCCAACAGUGUCGCCGGAGGGUACGACAUUGCCCUGCUGCGUCUGGCAUCUGAGGCCACUCUGAACUCCUAUGUGCAGCUGGCCUCUCUGCCUCCCUCUGGGGAGAUCCUGCCCCACAACAACCCCUGCUACAUCACUGGAUGGGGACUCACCUCCACUGGUGGUAGCCUCUCUUCCCAGCUGAAGCAGGCCUAUCUGCCCCUGGUCGGUCAUAGCACCUGCAGCAGCAGUGGUUGGUGGGGAAGCACUGUCAAGACCACCAUGGUCUGUGGUGGAGGUGGCAGCGACUCUGGUUGCAACGGUGACUCUGGUGGCCCCCUGAACUGUCAGGUGAACGGCAAGUACGCGGUUCACGGAAUUGCCAGCUUCGUGUCCGGCUGGGGCUGCAACUACCCCCAGAAGCCCACCGUCUUCACUCGUGUGUCUGCCUACAUCGGCUGGAUGGAGGGAAUCAUGGGCUAAGUCAUAUGAUGACUUUUGGACCAAUUCAACAUCAACCCGGUUCUGAAAUGGAAAAAAAUAAAUUCCAUGAAAGCUCA